Molecule: messenger RNA, 327 nt
Organism: Fusarium vanettenii 77-13-4
Lineage: Eukaryota; Fungi; Ascomycota; Sordariomycetes; Hypocreales; Nectriaceae
Exons: 2
Coding region: 1-327 (108 amino acids)
Source: RefSeq, a predicted model, not a curated record
AUGAACAACAACACCUUCUCCGGUGCUGGACAGAUCACUGUCAACAACAACAAUUACCACGGCGGUCGUGGUCGUGGCGGUGGUCGUGGUCGUGGCGGCGGUGGUGGCUCCUCCACCACCGGGGGCAAGGUGUCCAAGAGGGAGAUGAAGCGCAUCGAGCGCACUGCUGGCUGGAUCCAGCAAGACACCCCCCCUCGCCAGCAAGAUGACACUCCCCAACAAGACGCCACUCCCCAAUCCCGAGAACGCUCGCAGGACGCCCCCCUCCCCCAUCCCCGAGAGCGCCGCGAGAGGGAGGAAAAGGAUGUUGAGAUGGAAGGCGCCUAA